Messenger RNA from Hydra vulgaris (swiftwater hydra), 1419 nucleotides. RefSeq names its product myb-like protein D. The record is from RefSeq and is a predicted model, not a curated record. Gene Ontology annotation, biological process: mRNA 3'-end processing by stem-loop binding and cleavage; mRNA transport. NCBI's taxonomy places the organism in Eukaryota, Metazoa, Cnidaria, Hydrozoa, Anthoathecata, Hydridae. Gene Ontology annotation, cellular component: cytoplasm; histone pre-mRNA 3'end processing complex. Gene Ontology annotation, molecular function: histone pre-mRNA stem-loop binding; mRNA binding.
CUAUAUUAUAAUGAUCUAUAUUAUAUUGUUAUUUUAUAGAUGAGUGGAGCCACUUAGUAGAGGUACUUUAUAUGGCUUUCAAGCAAGUCCGAAAAGAUAUCCUCCAAUCGCAAAGAUCCAUUAACACAACAAAAUAAUUAAGCGGCUAAAGAAUGGAAAUUAAAGAUGUUCGUAUUGAACAAGAGUACCAUAAAUCAAACAAAAGGAAUUUUAUGAAAACAGAGUUAAAAAGUUGGGCUGAUAUUAUGGAUGAAGAAGAACAAUGUCAAAAUAGUAAAAAAAGAAGUGAUUUUAAUAACCCCCAGUUGAAUAAAAAGAAACAAAAAUGUGAUAAUCCAAAAACUUCUCCUAAAGAUAUUUCAUACUCAAUAAAGCAUCACCCAGAUUAUACUAUUUUUGUUCCAGUUGAAAAAAAUAAAGAUCCCAAAAUACAAGACAAUGAAAAAAGUAGUUUAAAUGAUGAUCUACUUAAUAAUAAAAGAUCAUAUCAACAAAGCAACAAAGAAGUUAAGCGACAAAGGGUUGAUGUUAAAUCAAAUAAUAUUGGAAAUGAAAAUUUAAAAAAAACUGCUGAUACAAAUUCUAAGAAUGCUGGUAAAAAUGAUGUAAAAACUGACACAACUUCUAAGAAUGCUGGUAAAAAUGAUGUAAAAACUGACACAACUUCUAAGAAUGCUGGUAAAAAUGAUGUAAAAACUGACACAACUUCUAAGAAUGCUGGUAAAAAUGAUGUAAAAACUGACACAACUUCUAAGAAUGCUGGUAAAAAUGAAUCAAUAGAAAAAGAUGAAAAAAAAGUAAAAAACCUUGAGAAGCAAAACACAAACAAUACAGAAGUAUACAGAAAAUACAUAGCUGAAGUAUCAAGAAGAGGUGAUAUGGGUGAUCUUAAAACCAAUAAUAAUAGUAAUAGAUAUUUUAUCAAAACUGCUGACGCAACUUCUAAAAGUUCAACUAGUAAAAAAGAUUCUAAACUUAUUGAAACUGAUGAACAAAGAAUAAAGAAUCGAGAAAAACAAAUUGCAAUUGGAAAAAAUACAGAAGGCUACAGAAAAUACAUAGCUGAAGUACCAAGAAGCGACAGAACACCUGUUCACCCAUGGACGCCUGAUAAAUAUUCUGUUUGCAGCACACGCUCGUGGCAGGGUGUAAUGAGAAUAUGGAGACGAAAAUUGCACUAUUGGGACCCACCACAUUUAGUUGAAGAAUUUGAAACUCAGAAGUUUUGUAAUGUUGCAGCACAGUCUUUUGACGAUUGCAAAGAUUCUGAAGAAUGCAAUUUAUCAGAUGAAAGUGAGCACACCUAUGGCAAGCUUGAUGACUUUAGUUCUUUAACUGAAGAAGAAGUUUUGUUUGGGACUUCUGUCGAAAAUUAUUAAAUCAGCUGUUUUUAAAUUUUAUGAUUUUAAUGUUUAACAU